CCGCCCUCCCGGGGUCCCUCCCAACGCCGCCACCUCGGAAGCGAGUCAUGGGAGCGGCAGUGGCGGCCGCGUGGCUGCUCCUUUGGGCCGCGGCCUUCGCGCGGGAACAGGACUUCUACAGCUUCAAAGCCGUCAACAUCCGGGGCAAGCUGGUGUCCCUGGAGAAGUACCGGGGUUCGGUGUCCCUGGUGGUGAAUGUGGCUAGCGAGUGUGGCUUCACAGACCAACACUACAGAGCACUGCAGCAGCUACAGCGGGACCUGGGGCCCCACCACUUCAAUGUGCUCGCCUUCCCUUGCAACCAGUUUGGCCAGCAGGAACCUGACAGCAACAAGGAAAUUGAGAGCUUUGCCCGCCGCACCUACAGUGUCUCUUUCCCCAUGUUUAGCAAGGUUGCAGUCACUGGCACUGGAGCCCAUCCUGCCUUCAAGUACCUGACCCAGACUUCUGGAAAGGAACCCACCUGGAAUUUCUGGAAGUACCUAGUGACCCCAGAUGGAAAAGUGGCAGGAGCUUGGGACCCAACUGUAUCAGUGGAGGAGGUCAGACCCCAGAUCACAGCGCUUGUGAGGAAGCUCAUCCUGAAGAAGCGAGAAGACUUGUAACCACUUUUGCCUCCAGCUCCCCCCUGCCAGCACCUCCACCCCCAUUCCUCCCCCACUUUACAUGAGUGACCAAAGCAAAUGCCAAUGGUGCCUAGAAAGGAGAGGCUAUUAACUCUCCGGCUCGGUUCUUAGCCUACCUAACCCAUCACUCCUGGGAGGAGGGAGUUCUACUAUUUAGGUUAUUUGAAUCUCAAAACAACUGACCUAUAGUAAUGUCUGAACAGUGAGUGCCCUUGACCAGUGGAUCGCCAACCAAUAAGAACCUCUAGCUCAUGGAAACAUGUGACAAAUAGAAAUAAAUCAAGUAUUACCCUUC
Messenger RNA from Erinaceus europaeus (western European hedgehog), 921 nucleotides. It is a transcript of the gene GPX7, whose product is annotated as glutathione peroxidase 7. Bases 48 to 605 code for a protein of 185 amino acids. The transcript has 3 exons. Lineage: Eukaryota; Metazoa; Chordata; Mammalia; Eulipotyphla; Erinaceidae. Gene Ontology annotation, molecular function: glutathione peroxidase activity. The record is from RefSeq and is a predicted model, not a curated record. Gene Ontology annotation, biological process: response to oxidative stress.